AUGGAGGAAUUAAGGCAAGCAACGAACAAUUUUGACAUGGAUAAUACUAUUGGGCAUGGAAGUCACGGAACAGUUUACACUGGGCUGAUCAAGGACAUGCCCGUUGUGAUCAAAAGGGAGUGGUGUAGUCCCCAACCUAGAUUCUUGGAUGAGGUACACACAAACAAAAAAUUGGUUUCUUACAUCCAACAUAAAAAUUUGGUUAAUCUGCUCGGUUAUUGUUGCGACGACGAGAACCAAUCGCUCGUCUUUGAGUAUAUGGUCAACGGUAGCGUCCGAGAUUAUCUAGAGUCUAGCGACUUAACGUUCAAGAAAAGAAUAUCUAUAGCUCUUGAUGCAGCCAAAGGGUUACUACACUUGCACAACUUAGAUCCUCCAGUACAACACAAGAGAUUUACGGCGAGUAAAGUUUUGCUCGAUGCCAACCUCAAUGCCAAGGUAUCAGAUGGGGCAAUGUUGGGACUGCUUCAAGCAAGUGAUAUUCAUCUCGCUAAUCCAAGAGGUGGUUCAGAGGAGACAAUUGAUGUGUAUAGCUUCGGGUUGUUCCUUCUAGAGCUUAUCACCUGUCAAAACCCUGGACUGUUACAAUCAGACUAUGAAGUUUUACAAUGGAAUAUACCUGCAGAAACAUUCACGAGACCAUCGUUCCAAGCUUAUCUGAUAAUUACGUCGGAAUGCUUGGAAUAUCCCCCGAUAAAUCGCCCAAAGAUGGAUGUGGUCGUGACCGAGCUUGAGACGAUUUACCUUAAUGUCAUCAGUGAGAACCAUGAGGUUUCUCUAGGAAGUGAGCUUUUUAACAUAACCAUUGAGUAA
This is a messenger RNA of Arabidopsis thaliana (thale cress), 813 nucleotides long. RefSeq names its product Protein kinase superfamily protein. The coding region runs from base 1 to 813 and encodes 270 amino acids. Gene Ontology annotation, molecular function: ATP binding; nucleotide binding; protein kinase activity. The record is from RefSeq and is marked reviewed. Lineage: Eukaryota; Viridiplantae; Streptophyta; Magnoliopsida; Brassicales; Brassicaceae. The transcript has 6 exons.